AUGCUUAAACGACAUCAGCAGCUACUUUUUCGUCUGAUCCGGCAAUCUGUUCUUCAUCAAUCAUCUCCAACAUCUUCUUCAGCUUCAUCUACUUUAUUGAACAGUGAAAACGGGGAGAAGUUUGUGAAAACUGUCGUGGAUCGUUUGGCACAAUGCCAAGCAGGAAAUGCUACUGCUGCCCCUGAGCAAAUCAGUUACUGGGAGUCAAUUUCUAAACAAUCUGCAAAAGUUUCGGAUGGACGCUCUGAACUUUCUCAGCUACGAACUAUAAUCAAUGAUCCCAAGGAAACAGAAGAAAUGAGAAAGUUGGCAGAAGUUGAUGUAGAAUCAAUUGAGGAGAAUUUAGAGACGGAAUUACAAGAAUUAGCGGUUAAAAUCGUUCCUCUAAAUAAUCUAGAUGUAUUAUCAAAAUGUCAAAUUGAAUUGAGUUGUGGAGCUGGUGGACAAGAAGCUAUGCUAUUCACAGGAGAACUUUUAGAUAUGUAUCAAAAGUUGGCAGCUGUUAAUUCCUGGAAAUGGGAUCCUUUGCAGGUAGACAACGUUCCACUUGGAGGAGUUCGAAGUGCUCUCAUCGCAGUGUCUGGGGAGAAAGUCUACGCAAAAAUGCGCUUCGAAGCAGGCGUUCAUCGAGUUCAGCGAGUUCCUGUCAACGAUUCUCGAAUGCAUACAAGCACGGCGAGUAUCUCGGUGCUCCCCGAGCCAGAAGAGGUUUCUGUGGUGGUUCCAAGUGAUUCGGUGAAGAUUGAAGCAAUGCGAGCGUCUGGACCUGGCGGUCAGAAUGUGAAUAAGCGAUCGACAGCCGUACGGAUGACACAUAAAGAGACGGGAAUUGCUGUGCAUUGUAUGGAUGAGAGAUUUCAACAUUUAAAUAUUCAGAUUGCCUAUAAACGUCUCGCAGCCAUUUUGAUGCAAAAACAAGUUGAUGCCAUGCUGGAAAAGAUCGUUUCAAAACGAAAACUUCAAGUUGGAUCCAAAGCUCGCGCUGAAAAAAUUCGAACGUACAAUUUCCAACACGACAGAGUCACUGAUCAUCGGAUUCAAAUGUCUAUCACAGGAGUUGCAGAGUUCUUAUCAGCUGGAGAGACACUUCAAACAAUGAUUGAAAGACUUCAGGAACAACAUUUAGAAGAUAGAUUAGAUCAUAUUAUUGAGAAUUGUAUUGUUGAGUAGUUAAUUUUAGAUUGUUUUUUGUUUUGUUUUUUAGUUGUUACUUAAUAAUUAAAUUUUAUACUUUUAUAAAGUUCCAAAAUGAAUAAAGAAAACAGUUCAUAAA
Messenger RNA from Caenorhabditis elegans, 1273 nucleotides. It is a transcript of the gene mtrf-1L, whose product is annotated as putative peptide chain release factor 1, mitochondrial. The transcript is spliced from 4 exons. Lineage: Eukaryota; Metazoa; Nematoda; Chromadorea; Rhabditida; Rhabditidae. The coding region runs from base 1 to 1170 and encodes 389 amino acids. Gene Ontology annotation, biological process: translational termination; translation. Gene Ontology annotation, molecular function: translation release factor activity. Gene Ontology annotation, cellular component: mitochondrion; cytoplasm. The record is from RefSeq and is marked reviewed.